AACGUAUUCAUUCGGCGGCCACACAGUCUCGCGUCCCGGUUGCGUGGAAAAUCGGCUCGGAAAAUUCGCCUGAAUCGCGGGCGCGAAAGCACCACUUUCAAAUAUUUAUGAAUGAAAAUUGUGCCACAGUCUCCCCAAAGUGGUGUAGAUCGGAUGCAAUUUUUCUGGCCCUUCCGACCAUGGAGCCCUAAAGGGCGUUUGGGGCCAAUCGACAUUUUCAUAGAUGGAAAAAUGGAAUUCGCUGAAGGGCAAAAGUUUCAACUCAGUCAUCCGACCACCAUGAGAGAAACUCGCCGACUCCUCAAACUCCAGCAGCAAAGCUAAAAGCCUGAUCAGCCCCAGACAAUGAGCAGCUACUUCUUAGUGACAACCGAAGUAUUUUUGGACUUGGACUAUAGAAACUCCUCCUCAAACGAGAGCAACUGCAGUCUGGAGGGGACGUUGAACGGCAGCCCCUCAAAAGCAAUGACUGUGGAAAAAACGUGGCUGCAUCCAUGGACGUUCUUCAUCGCAUUGAAGAUCACAGUGAUGAUCCUGAUCAUCGUGGCGGCGCUGCUGGGCAAUCUUCUGGUGAUCGUUUCGGUGAUGAGGCAUCGGAAGCUGCGAGUGAUCACCAACUAUUUCGUCGUGAGUUUAGCGUUAGCGGACAUGCUGGUGGCCAUUUGGGCGAUGUGCUUCAAUUUCAGUGUGGAAGUGACUGGCGGCCAAUGGAUUUUCGGGUACUUUAUGUGCGACGUCUGGAACUCGCUGGACGUUUACUUUUCCACCGCUUCCAUUCUUCAUCUUUGCUGCAUCAGCGUGGAUCGCUACUAUGCAAUCGUCCAGCCAUUGGAUUAUCCCCUGAUAAUGACCAAUGCAAGGCUAAUAAUGAUGUUGACCAUUGUGUGGUGCAGUCCAGCGCUGUUGUCCUUUCUGCCCAUCUUCAUGGGCUGGUACACGACGAGCGAACAUUUAGACUACCGGAAAAAGAACCCGACUUUAUGCAUGUUUGUGGUGAAUCGGACUUAUUCGGUCAUUUCGUCCAGUGUGAGUUUUUGGGUUCCGGGCAUGGUCAUGAUUCUGAUGUACUAUCGGAUAUACGUCGAGGCCGAUCGACAAGAGCGAAUGCUUUAUAGGAGCAAAGUGGCUGCAGCGCUGCUCAACAAGCACCUGCAGAUCAACGGGAUUUCGGCCGGAAUCACGUCGCUCAGACAAUCGCUGGACGGCAGUCUGGAGACGGAGAAGAGCAACGCGACUGCCGCUUCCGAUCCGGGCACCAGCAGCAAAAUGCGGAGAGAGAGAAAGGCUGCCCGGACUUUAGGAAUCAUUGUUUCGGCCUUUUUAGCCUGCUGGAUGCCCUUUUUUCUAUGGUACGUUAUAUCAGCUCUUUGCGGCAACCAACUCUGCUACAGCCCACCAUGGGUGGUCACGUUGGUGUUCUGGGUGGGCUACUUCAACUCCGCCCUCAACCCGCUGAUCUACGCAUACUUCAACCGGGAGUUCAGGGUGGCGUUCAAGAAGACCCUGCAGAGCUGUUGCCAGAUGAUGUCAAAAGUCGCCUGUUGGAGGCGGUCGAAGCAAAGGGAGGCGCCCAUUUCGUACAGCAACGCCUCCAGUGAGAUACCCGGAAAUUAUAUCACCAGAGACCAGACGAUACCGAGGUGUAGCUACAACAUAUCAGAGGGGGAGAUUGUGAAUUUCCAGAAUGAGGCGAUAAUUUAAGAGGUAGAUGGCUGAGAAGGCGCGUAAGUUGUUGCCCAAAUAGUGUCUGAUACUGAAGUUGCAGAUGAAUCAGUUUUUUAGUUCGCAAUUAUUUUAGUUUUUUGAAUUUUUUUCUCGCGGAAAAUGAAAAUAUUUUAAGCCGUAAAGGUGUCAAGUUGGAACGUAGUAGCGCGCAAGCUGCGGGCGACUGUCGUUGAACUACACGUGCGCGAGAGAGAAAACCGGGGCCAGCUGCGUUACCAAGUGCGAAAUCAGUUUCGCUUCGUUCCAUUGCUGAAAGUUCUAUUUAAUGAUGCCAGAGACGUUUGGAGGAAAUUUCUGGAUUUUGGGUGUGCUUUGAAUAGAAACAUGAUUGUUUGCGAACGCAAUUCACACACGCAAUUCAAAACACUGUAAAUUACUUGAAAAAGUUCCGAAUUUACGCUUGAAACUUGAAGCAGUGUUUUAAAUAAAUUUUUGGGCAAAUAUAGUGAAUUAAAAUGUUUCAUUUAACUCGCGCUCUUUUAUUUAGCCCGAGGUUAAACACGUGGCAAAAUACUUGUUUUCGAUUUCAUAGCCAUCUAAAUUCAUUUUUUUCUGUUGACUAUGGGAACCAGUAGAGCCAAUUUAAUUGGUUUUUAAUUUGAAAAUGCUUUGACGCAUUCGCUGAAUUUUUCCACUAGGUUUUGAUCGAUCAACGGCUCGUUGUUGCAAGCACUUGAAACACUGAUAAUAAAUGUUCACAAGCUGCUUAAAAUCCAAACGCAAUACACAAAAUGUUAGCUGUAAUAAAAAAUCGAUUAAAGCUGUAGAAAAGUUGUCAAAGCCAAUUAGUAGAAUAUUCAGCAAAUGAAGAUCCAACUUGAAAGUUUUCCAUCAAUUUGCGAACGCCAAUCCAUUCAUUUUAAUGGGAUGAAUAUUCGGAACGUAACAAUAUUGAUACCACCUACGCGUGUUUCAUAAUGGCCCCAAAUGGAGUGUUUUACAUUAUUUCAGCUCAUGUGGGAUUCUAUGCAAUCAAUAAGCAAAUAACAAUAAAGACCGCAGAGAAUUGCAGAGGAAAAAUGGUCUGAAAUUGGCGUUUUAAGCCGAACGAUGGCCGAUUGGGAAAAUGUGCUCGAACGGCACAAAUGAUCAUAACUGGCAUUAUUUGCUGCAGUUGAAUGGGUAAAACUGCAGAGAAUGUGGCAGAGGUUCAAUAAUUAAUAGGCUUGUUUGGAAUUGGACUAAUUUUUAUAUGCACAUUUAUAGUUUAUCUUUGAUGGACUGAGGGUAUUCUUGUCAUGCUCUAGGAGCUGCUCGAAAAACCCACACACCUUGCAAGCCUUUCCACUAAAUUGAGUUUCUUCCUACGGGAAUAACAUGUUCCUUCUCGGACGCAUCGCAUUUAAUUUGUUCCAAGCUGUGAGAGUUGGUCAAGCAAUUAAGAGUGGCCUUUGAAAAAUUCCCACUCUGUGUCAGUUCGAAGUUUUCCGCUCUUUGGUCAUUCAGAGCAUGCUGCACCAAUUUCACUCUUCAAUACAAAGUCGAUUGCCCGGAAUUGUUUGGGCAGAGCCGAUUGAAAAUUGAUACUUUUAUGGCUUGGUUCUAGAGAGUUUUUCGAAAAAAACAUAAGUCAGGCAACAGCGUUACCAUCAAAUUAGUAGAAGUCAGCUAACAAGAUAGAUGGAUGUGUUUUUGCACAACAAGGUACUGAAGAGUUUUUCGUGUUUUUAGGUCACAAGUACGAAUUCUUGUUCACCACUAUUUUGUACCAAAAAC
Dendroctonus ponderosae (mountain pine beetle) is the source of this 3441-nucleotide messenger RNA. RefSeq names its product octopamine receptor beta-1R. The transcript has 4 exons. The coding region runs from base 346 to 1701 and encodes 451 amino acids. Gene Ontology annotation, cellular component: membrane. The record is from RefSeq and is a predicted model, not a curated record. Gene Ontology annotation, biological process: adenylate cyclase-activating adrenergic receptor signaling pathway. NCBI's taxonomy places the organism in Eukaryota, Metazoa, Arthropoda, Insecta, Coleoptera, Curculionidae. Gene Ontology annotation, molecular function: octopamine receptor activity.